CAGAGAUUUAAGCAGACAGUCUUUUACUGCACUGUCGUGGAAAGAAAAUCCCUUUCUAGGCAUGGGCCUGAGCACACAGCGCUGAGAGGGGAAUGACAACUAUUCACAUGGUGAUUAUAUUUAGACAGAAAGUAAUUAGGAGAAGUCGGACUGCUAACCCAGACUGUGGUGGAGGCUAGCAAGACUGGAGAGCUCCAACACUGCAUGAGAUCACCAACGGAAAGUGCUUUUCAGAAAACAUCUCCAACUUCAACCUGCUCUCUGGUCUAAAUGUGCAUGGGAAGCCAGCUCUCCCUUCUAGGCCAGGCCUGAGCAGUGACGGGAUACUUCAGCUGCACAUCUUCAGCCGCCUCCAAUUCAUUUCUGAACAACUCCAGUGGCAAAGGUAUCCCAAGGGGAAAGAUUUACUGGAGGGGAGAACUAACGAAGCACAAAUUCUGAGAAGUUGGCAAAGUCAAUACCAGGCAAGUCUUCAUUAAUAUUCUUUCAAGGAGCUCCAUUGCCUCGACAUACCAUUAAUGAGAGAGUCCUUGUCAGUGGAGGAGGAUAGACACGCAGUUGUGUCACAGAGCAAGCCCUCAACCCUUCCAGAGGUCUCCCAUUGGUGCAAACUGAUUGAUGAGUGAUUUCUCGUUGAUCGAUUAGCCUUCCUCCCAGCUGAUGCAGUGAGGCCAGUCUGGUUGCUUCAUAUGAUUUGAGAACUUUUCAAGCACUAAUCAGACAGAGACAAAAGUUGUGAACUUUUUUUAAUGUGUUGCUGUUUUUUGAGUUAAGAGUCAACUCAACUGAUACAUUGGACUGGCAGCAUUCGAUUGGAACCUGUUGACAUGGCUCUCAAUAUAUCUUCAGUAAGGGACACAAAAUGGCUGACGUUGGAAGUGUGUCGGCAGUUUCAGAGAGGAACUUGCUCACGGAGUGAUGAGGAAUGCAAAUUUGCACACCCACCAACGAGCUGCCAGGUUGAAAAUGGAAGAGUUAUUGCCUGCUUCGACUCGUUAAAGGGUCGUUGUUCAAGAGAAAACUGUAAGUACCUUCAUCCGCCUUCUCAUUUAAAAACCCAGCUAGAGAUUAACGGACGCAACAACCUCAUCCAGCAGAAGACGGCAGCAGCCAUGCUAGCCCAGCAGAUGCACUUCAUGAUCCCAGGCACGAGCAUGCAGCCUGUACCUGCGUUCAAUGUCACCCAGGGGCUUGGUACGAGCCCAGGUCUCAGCUACUCUCCUUACCUUACUCCCAUGACCUCCAUGAGCCAUGGGAUGAGCCUGAUACCCACGGAGCUGCUCCCCAGCACCCCAGUCAUGGUCCCUGGAAGCCCCCCGGUCACACUCCAGAGCUCCAACUCGUCCUCCUCUUCCCCCUCCCAGAAGCUAUUGCGUAUCGACAAACUGGAGGUGUGUCGUGAGUUCCAGCGGGGGACCUGUGCGCGAGGCGAGACGGACUGCCGCUUUGCCCACCCCAGCGACAGCCCCAUGAUCGACACCAGUGACAACACGGUCACCGUCUGCAUGGACUACAUCAAGUCGCGCUGCUCCAGGGAGAAGUGCAAGUACUUCCACCCCCCUGCACACUUACAGGCCAAAAUCAAAUCCUCUCAACACCAGGUCAACCAUACGGCUGUGGCAGCCCAGGCAGCAGCUGCAGCCAUGACUCAGUCGACUGCCAAAGCAAUGAAGCGACCCCUCGAGGCAACUGUAGACCUGGCAUUCCCUUAUGGCUGCCUGCAGCCCCUUCCAAAGAGACAAGCACUGGAGAAGAGCCACGGAGCCAGCUCCUUCUUCAACCCCAGUAUGUUGCACUACCAGCAGGCUCUGGCCAAUGCACAGCUCCAGCAGACAGCUGCGUUCUAUCCCACAGGGUCCGUGUUUUGCAUGUCUCCUGCUCCCGGCGUUGAUCAUCCUCAAGUAACUAACAGGAAAGGAACAGAGUGUCAAGACGCUGCCCUUAGAGGUCCCAAACAGCCCGUCUGUAAAUACUACAUUUGCUCCACAAGAGAACUACAGCAACCUGCAUGCUGAGAAGAAGAUUAGAGGCAAUGUAUAACAUUGAGCUAUGGUAAAAUAUAUAUAUACUGAUGAUAUACCAGUGUUGCUAGGACUACUACCAUUACUGAUAUGUAAAUGACUGAUUUUAUUAUAUGUAUACACACAUGAUUGGGGAUUCUGAAAAUGUAAUUGUAAAGGUAUUCAACAAUUACUUUUAUGACCUUUUUAAUGUUUUGCUAAAACUACACAACACUCACCGAAAUCAAAUUCUUUUUUUUCUUUUUUUUGCAGAAAUGAUUGUGCAUCUAAGUGUUUGAUUCCUUUUAUUUGAAACACAGACCGUUGAAAAGCUCUCUUGCUUUUACUACCCCAUAUACAAAUGUACACUUGGCCUGUGCAUCAGGCUGGAAGGAGUGCUCUUGUUCUUGUAAAGGAUGAAUGUGACAGAGGAUGGGAUAGUCUGUUGUUUAUCUGAUGGUUGUUCUCUGAUUAUAGGAUCACUGCUCCCCCUCCCGGUGUGCCUUGGUCCCUUUAUGAUGAAGGAAUAAGACAUGAUAAUAGCAGAACAUUGAAUUCUUCUACCUUAUGGUGGCCAAAUGGCAGUGAUUAUAAUCAGCCACUAAUUCCAGAAUUGAUAAUGAAUCUAGCGAUCACUGGUUCCAAGUGUCUGUUUGCGCUGCACUGUUUGCGUUAUGUCUAUUGGGCCUUGAGUAUUUUAGCAUUCAUCCAAGAAACACCAUAUACCAGAUGUGCCAAUGACCUAGCACAGUGAUUUGGUGGGCUGAAAAUAAGCCACCUUAGAAGAACUGAAAGGCUGAGUAAGAGUUUGGUGAGCUAUUAGACAUUUAAAGGGUUAGGUGGUUAUACUCCGAGGCCACAGACAUUAAAAGAGGACCAGAAUGAUAAGACUUCAAAAGAAAGGUACAGUACAUGUGGUGAUCUUUGUUAAAAAGGCUUACUUACACAUGAUGGGAGGUCACUUGUUAAUCUGGUCUUAUUCUAACUGUAGAAUUGCCUAAAGUAAUGUAUAUAACAUGCAUCUUGAAAAGGCUCUGUGUGAAAAAAUAUUCCACAUUAAAUAGAAAACCCUCACAAUUUCUCAAAACACUCCACAGUCUCACAAGAAUCACUUCUGGAAGAAAAUGAACACCUGUUUUGUGUGAUGUGAAUUCAGUGCAUUGGUACUCUUUGUACAGUGGGUUAGUUUUUACUGCUUUAACUUUUCAUUGAUCACUGACUUUUAUUUUAUUUUAAAUGUCAAUAUCUGACAGAUCUGAACAUGACUGCUUUGGCAUGAUGUUCAGUGAGGGUUCAUUAUGUAACAUGGUUUAGCUUCAUGCUUAAUGAGUUGAACGUUUUUUGCGACUAAAAAAAGUGAUUGGAGAUGAGAUUAGAAAACUGGAUAUGUAUCGUAAUUCUAUGUUGCUAACUCAUUCUUCUCUUUAUACAGCUGUCUUUAUCAUAUCCUCACGUUUACUACAUUGAUAUCAUAGUCUAACAUCUUUCAAGUAGAAUGUAUCACAAUACAUGUUUUAGUGGUAGGACGUGGUCACAUUACAAAUGUAAUGAAACUCAUAUAACUCUACAUAUGUUAUUGUCAAAGCUUCAUUGUAUUUACAAACUGGUCUAUAAAACUAGCACUUACAAAACACAAGACAGAUUUAUCCACCAGUGCAAAGUCUAUACCUGUUAUUUACAGUAGGGUAUAGAAGACUAAUGAAGCCAGUUAUUUACAGAAGGAUAUAAAAGACAAAAAUAAAGUAAAAAAUAUUGAACUAUUUACAUUUUAUCUACACGUACCAUUAUUUUACCUUUUUGCUCAAACUUGUAUGUUUUAUUUGCUCUUGAAAUAACAUUUAAAAACUUCACACAGGUGCAAACUGUUACCCAGUCUUUCAUUCUCCCCUUUUCAUUUUGUGUGUGAGUGAAAUCUGUAGGUGUAAAAAAAAAAACAGUUUCAAGGAGAUUUUUUCCAUGAUGUUUGAUCAAUUCAGACAAUCAACAGUGAAGUCUCCUUUACGCAUGUCCUUACCAUCUUUGUCCUUUUCCAUCACUUUUUAUUUUAUUUAACAUUUUCAAAAAAGUUAAUUUUUAUGUAAUGUUUGAUGGAAAUAAAUGGAAUAUACUUAGUUUUAUUUGUUUAACAUUGUUCAAUAACUAAUGUUGUAUUCUAUUUUAAAAUGAAUGUAAUUUAUUAAGCUGAGCUUUGCUCUGCUGGUGGUUCCUCAAAGGACCUGUCCUGUCACGUUAGCCUAUGAAAAACCGUCUGUGAUCAGGGAUGGAAUGUUGGAGCUACCAAUGGCAAGCUUCCACAUCUCAUCCUUGUCACUGCCUUGUCACUUAUACAGGACAACACACUGCAGUACGAGCAAGGCUGUAGAAUUGCUUUUAUUAUGUAUAAAAACAGUUUAUUGUAUAGGUCACAGUCUACCAAAAAAUAAACAUUCAAGUAAAUGUACUUUUCAUUGUAGUACAGUAUCAUUUCAUAACUAUAUUAAUUUGUCUCCUAAAGUUGCAAUUACGGAAGCUCUGUAUUUUUGGAAAUAUGUAAUUGUUACGCUUUUCUAGACCACUGCAACACACUAGAUUGUAUUGCCGGAAUCUAAACAUUUCCUAUUUUAUGGCAAAAACAAUAUUUUCAGUAUCAUGUUGCCUUGGUAUCACAGUACUAUAUUCAUUUUGCAUUUGACAGCCUACCCAUGGCAUUUACAUACCCAUUAAUACAUGCUCUAAUCGUUCUAUUCCACCAGAUUAAAAAGUGUCCCUGGACUCAUACAGACGAGGGAAAACUCAAAAACGCACUUUUGUUAAACAUAUAGUCGUGGGUAUGGCUAAUGUGGCAGUGAUUGUCCUAAAUUAUGUCAGUUGUUGACCGAAGGCAUCUUUCACAAGAAAAAAAAUGUUUCUAUGAAAAUGUUAAUUUCAACUUGAUUUUUGCUAAAUGUUUUGAAUGUUAUUAUAGCUAGAUAAAUCUGCACCUGGAAGUCAGUCGAGAUUUUAGACCACCCAAUCAAGAGUUGGACAGUCAGAAUGUGUUCACUUUUACUGACCCAAUAGUAACAGGAUUCCUUAGCACUUUGUGAACAGUUGGUAAACUGAUCUGAGCAGACUAGCUUAUUAGUGAUCUUUGCCUUGCCUUUUGAUGUAUUGUUCUUAAGUUGUUAUGUGUUAGGACUCAUGAAAUAUAAGGAUUGUAAUUAGUCUUAUUGCAAUUUGUGAAAUAUGCUGUUUUAAUUCUCACUACAGUACAUUUUCAUUUUGAGGUCAAAAUGGUAGAUUGUAAAGAGUGCAGUCAAAUAUUUCACUGAGAAAAGCUUGAUGAUGAGAAAACUGACAGGUGCCAUUCUAAAUGGUGGUGCUACAGUUACUGCAGGGUUAUGUUUAAACUGCUGUGCUGGUUCACAUAUGGUUCCAUCUGUAGUGCCGUACUCUAGAACAGAGGGGAAAACCCUUAUUAAUUUUGAAUCUGUUCAUGUGGCAAUUUUAAAUGUUUUAUUUGUGCUCAUUUAUGUUAUAUACAGUAGUUUUGGUAAAUGCUAAAUUGUGUAAAAUCUAAUGUUAAAAAAUGAAUAAAAGUUUAAGUAAA
Molecule: messenger RNA, 5568 nt
Organism: Salvelinus namaycush (lake trout)
Lineage: Eukaryota; Metazoa; Chordata; Actinopteri; Salmoniformes; Salmonidae
Product: muscleblind-like protein 2a
Exons: 9
Coding region: 828-2015 (395 amino acids)
Molecular function (GO): metal ion binding
Source: RefSeq, a predicted model, not a curated record